ACAAAUUGCAAAAUACAAAUUCUCAUCAGAGGUCCAUCCUAUCUUGAUUGAAGAAAGCAAAGAUCAAUGGCUGAAAACAAGCGUCAUCGAAAGGUCCAAUCUCUAACCAAAUCGAAGCCGUUGAAGAAAACAAUCCAAAUCCUACUUCCAAUCUCCCUCCUUUCCAUGCUCUUCUCCUACUCUCCAUCACUCUUCCCUCCCUCUCUCUCAAAUUCCUUCAAUCUCUUCUUCUCUACAUUCAUUUCAAUUCUCUUCAACUCCUAUAUCAGUAGGGAGCUGGUGUUCCUCCUCUGCAAUUCUAUCCUAGUGUUCGUCACCAGGAGCGGAUUGGAUCCUGUCCGUUCAUCUUCGACCGGUCACCAUGAUGAAUUCGAUGAUGUUGUCCCAGUGAAAAUUGUUGUACCGUCGAAGGAAGAUGGUGCGAUCGUUGUGUUCGGCACAGACGGUUCAGAUCCUACCGGUUCUUCGUCGGCCCAUCUCCACGAUGAUCGAUUCAAGGUGCUUGAUGAGGACCAUAUUCGGGUGGGCCCCACAAUCAUCGAAUCGAGAGAUGUUGCACCAAUCAAGGAAGAUGGUGCAAUCGUUGUGAUCGUGGCCGGUGGCUCCGAUUCAAUCCAUCCUUCGAUACAUCUCCAUGAUGGACGGUUCAGGCAUGAUUUGGACUCUCUUCAGGUGGGCCCCACUUUCAGUAUGGGACCGUUGUUGGAUGAUGAUGCUGCAAAUGAAGAAGAAAAGAAUGGGCUUUUGGGUGUGGAGGGAUCAGAUCAAAGGUUUGACGAAUUUAUAAAGAAUACGAAGGAAAAGAUGAAGAAUGAAGCUCGACAGCUAAUCCUCAUGGUUUAGAGGUCAGAAUAAUCUCAACCGUUGAUUCCAUCAGGCCAAUCCUGAUGGCCCAGUCAAAUUGCCCAUAUGGUAAAAUCCUAACCAUUCAAUAGGUGGCCUGUGAAACUAAAUAUUUGUCAAAUAAGGCCGGAGAUUCUAUGAUUAGGAUCUUCCAAUCUGGGAGAUUUUAAUUGCAUGGGGCCCAUCACAUCAACGGUUUGGAUCACUAAAUCAUUAGCCCUUUUGUACAAAGUUAGGGUUGAGCAUUAUACUUUUUAGCCUUCUGUUUGUAAGUUCUUGUUGAAAUGAGCUCUAAAAAUGUGGGACGUCUUUUGUUUAUUUCUCUUGGUCUGGUGGUCGCCCCUCCACCGUUCAUCGGUGUUGAUCCACACCGUUCAAAAAUUGGGGCCCGCCGUGGGUGGGAUGGCGAAGAUCAUCCGACCAGUGAGAUGUUUGGGAUAUGUUAUGUGGCCCCACAUGUACGGAUGAGUUGUUACUAUUUUAAAAAUGGCAAUGAACUAUCACUGUGCGUGUAUUCUCGGUUCUAA
Messenger RNA from Magnolia sinica, 1370 nucleotides. RefSeq lists its product as uncharacterized. NCBI's taxonomy places the organism in Eukaryota, Viridiplantae, Streptophyta, Magnoliopsida, Magnoliales, Magnoliaceae. The transcript is spliced from 2 exons. Bases 67 to 843 code for a protein of 258 amino acids. The record is from RefSeq and is a predicted model, not a curated record.